Dermacentor andersoni is the source of this 3260-nucleotide messenger RNA. RefSeq lists its product as uncharacterized. Gene Ontology annotation, molecular function: monocarboxylic acid transmembrane transporter activity. NCBI's taxonomy places the organism in Eukaryota, Metazoa, Arthropoda, Arachnida, Ixodida, Ixodidae. Gene Ontology annotation, biological process: transmembrane transport. The record is from RefSeq and is a predicted model, not a curated record.
AAAGAGAUUUGCUGAGCAUCACCGACGUCAUGCACAUCCAUUGUAAACACGGAGGCAGCGCAGACAACUGAGCCAACUAAUGCACAAGUUACCACGUGAUCAAACAUGGCGGCUCCCGUGGGAACGCCGUGAAAAUGGUCUCAUGGCCGCGCGCUCUGUCGCACUUCGCGGAAAUGAGGUGAUGGGCGCGGCCCUGCAAACGGCAGCUAUCAUGCUCAUGAUGAUAACGAAAUUUGGCAUCAUAAACUGCUGUGGAAGGUACGCCUAUAAUCGAGAUGGUUAUUAGGCUAAUAAAAAAAUAAAGAUACGAAAAAAAUAUCAGAAAUAAGAUAAUAGAUCCGCAAUAUACCCGUCAGCUUCGCAGAAAUAAAUAAAUAAAAAUAAGCUAACACACAAUUAAGAGAAUUACGCUUCUUCGUGCGUAAUUCUUGCGCUUUCCUGAAUGAAAUGAUGAGGGACAUGAGGUAUCACUACCACCUCAAGUUCGACGCCAUGUUUGCACUUGUCCAGAUUUACGAUGGGGAGGAAAAAACAACCAAAUACUUGGGAGAUCGUCCUAGGUUUGAUCCUGAACGAACAAGCAGCGCACAAGCAAGAAAACAAGAAGUAUCAUAAGCGCAGUGCUCAAACUAAUACAAGACUACUGACGCGGGAGAGCGCGAGCUUAAGUAUUAUAGGCCUUCCGCGGCGAGGCGGCUGGUCGUGGAAACGCCGCUCACCCUUUCUUAUCUUUCUUGUUUUUUUCCGUUCGCAUUUCACGCGCUUUCCCGACUUGUAGAAAGUGGACACCCGAGAGCGAAGGGCGUCAGGACGCCACGUUUGCCGAAGCAAGGCAGCUGGCUCGACCCCGGGCACACGUCGCAAGUGGCGGUGUUUUGGAGAUGCGUGCCAUUCAUCGGCGAACCGAUCGUGCGAAGAAAGAUCUCGCGUGUAGUGCACGAGAGCCCAAUUUGUUCUUCAACCAAGAACUACGUCCUGUGGAUUUUCCUGAUGGCUCUACAAAAAUUCUCGGCCGGCAUGACUACCGACUGAAUAAGAAGAUGACUGCCAGCCAUCAGUUCUAGAAGCUGUUUCCUACUUCGGAGACUUGCACGCGGGUCACCUAUAAAGGCAUGGAGGGAAGCCAGGGGCGUCAGCAGCUGCGACAGUCUCAGCAGCAGCACGAGCGGAAAGGGCGGCCGCCGCCAGCUGAACCUGACGACAUGCGAUCCUGGCUGGUGGCUGUCGCCUGCGGCUGGAACCUGCUCUGGAGUAGUCUCGUUCGUCGCUCCACGGGAGUCAUCUACGUCGCCCUAGUCCACGCGUUCGGCGCCACACGCGAACAAAGCAGCUGGGUGCUCAGCGUCGGCACCAGCAUCGCCUGGCUGAUCGGUCCUCUCGUCGGCUUCCUCACGAAGCAUGUACCACUGAUGGCGUUGUCUUUCACCGGAAGCCUCUUGACGGCCGUGAGCGCCAUAGGCUGCGCCUUCGCCGGGGACAUGACGGCCGUCUUCCUGCUGCUUGGAAUCUGCAGCGGUAUCGGCAACGGCAUCGGGAUAUCUACUAACGACGUGAUUAUCGGCAAGUACUUCAAGCGAUACCGAGGCUCGGGCAACGGCAUCUACUACACGGGCGGCACGUUGGCCGGGUUCGCUUUCCCACAGAUCCUGCACCUCCUGUUGCAGGAGUACGGCUUCAUGGGCGCCUUCCUCAUCACUGGCGGUCUUAUGCUCAAUGCCCUGUCAGUGUGCAUCAUCUUCAAGACACCUCCCUGGGAGGCCUCGAAAUCCGCGCACGCAACGAUCUCGCCCGCGACAGCUCCAGCUAGCACAUCCGGCGAUGGAGAGCGGCGGCGAGGAUCAGCAGCGAAUCCGGAGCGUUCGGCACGAGUGGCGACGAUUAAUGGUACCUAUAAGGCCGUCAUCGAAGCCGGCACGUCCAUCAACGCCGAACACAAUGGCACCAAGUCCAGGGACGUGCGACUGAAACCUAACACGUCGAUUUUGCAAAGCUGCGAGGAUUUCGCCUCUCACGCGAACGGGUCUUCACCCGACAAUCAAGCGGGCAUCGUCGGCGUGUCUACCCGCGAAAUCUCCGACAGACGUGCUCCAGCGGUCGCAAACGGCAAGGCGACCACGCGCGAGUUUCCUCCCUGUCCUAAAUCCAUACAGUUCGGGCGCAUUUCAUUUGGCUUCCUCAAGAGAAAACAAAGCGGUGACGGCAACACUCCUUCGUACACUCACUUGGAUGGCGCCUACAAAAUUCAAAAUGGUGGAAUUGGUAGCACCGGCAACAAUGGCGCCGUCGCACCACCGUGGUCUGUGUCAGAGCCGGAAGUCAUCAUCGCCAACGGAUGUCCCGAAGCUGUCGCCGUCGUUACCGCGGUCAAAGGACUCUGUCGGGAGACGUCUGCCCGUCGAGACGCUCUGGAGGCAAGCGACGAUGGCGGGGGCUCGUCGUAUUGGAGCUUCCUUCGGGCGCCCGUCUUCUACAUGGUGGCCGUGACGUACACCUUCUCCGUCUACACGCUACUGGUUCUGAUGAUCCUCGUCGACUUCGCUGUCGACAAGGGCUUCACGCCUCGCGACGGCGCAGUGUUUCUCUCGGUGUCCGCCAUCGGCGACGCCUGCUCCCGUCUUGUGGCCGGCGCGCUGUCGGAUCGGGCCUUCUGCGACCGGCGCGUGCUGAUGAGCGCCAGCACGAUGCUCACGGGCGCGCUGUGCGUCGCGAUGCCCAGCAUACGACCCGGCCGCUAUGUGGUGACGGCGCUGAUGUGCGCACUGUUCGGCUGGAGCAACGGCACUGUGGUCGUGAUGUUCGCGCCCGUGCUCGCCGACCAGCUGGGAGUGGAGAACUUGGGACUCUCGUCGGGCGUCACCCGGUUCGGGAUGGGCCUCGCCUACAUGGCGUGCCCCAAGAUAACCGGUUACUACAAGGACGAAAUCGGGUCAUACGAUGGACUAUUCUACAUGAUCAGCAUUGGCUCUUUCUUGGUGUGCUUAAUGUGGACAGCGGACUUCAUUUACAGACAUUUCAAGAGAUGCCGGAUGAAUAGUGCAUCUUGACGCAGCAUGCUUCACGUCUACAUGCUUGACGUGAUAAUACGAUAGACAUUUGCUGAUCACAUAGCAUUUGUUGUGCAGACGGUGGACUGUGCUCUGAGCAAUGCAGACAGUGGAUUGUACCUUGAGCAUCCCGACCUUUCUUACGUACAAUACAAAAUGUCAGUGCAGGAUCCUCCUAAGAUGUCUUUUUUUAAAUAAAUAUUUAAGAAAAACAUA